CCCAUUAUUACAAUCUCUCUCUCUCUCUCUCUCUCUCUCUCUCCCUCGAAAUCAUCAUCAUCUCACAAAUCCAACUAAUUCCUACUCCCAUACAAUAAAUACCCUUCACCCCAUAUAUUUGUGACUUAAUAUUUCAAACAAGUGAGUAGUGUCACACAUUACACAUUCAAUUUUCAAAAAAAAACAAAAGAAAAGAAAACUAUCAUCAUCAACCAUGUCUUUGGCAGGUUCACUCAACCCAGCAGACCCAGAAAAACUCUUCAAAAAAUCAUUCCACCGGAGGAAUGAUUCCGGCGAGCUUGACGUGUUCGAGGCGGCGAGGUACUUCUCCGGAUACAACGAAUCAUGUGGUGCCACGUCAUUCAACCAGAAGAUCUGUAGUAAAGAUCAAGAUCAUCACAGCAGAGCGUAUUGGAGUAAUAGCAGUAGUAGUGGUACUAGAGGAUCUUCAGGAGGAAGAAUCAGCCUAGACAUGCCUAGAAGAAGCGUACUUAAUCUUCACAAUCACCAUGAUCAUCACGAUCACCAUCAUCAUCAUGGGGUGCUGGAGAAGCAAAUCAAAGAGAAGAAGUACAAGCAGCCAAGCUCCCCCGGAGGGAGACUAGCUAGCUUCUUGAACUCGCUUUUCAACCAAUCCUCGUCGAAGAAGAAGAUAAAGUCGAAAUCUACGACCGGUACUAGUGCUUUGUCGAUGAAAGAUUACGAUCAAGAUGAUCAAAGCGGCGGAGGAGGAAGAAGGAAGAGAAGGAGUAGCAUAAGCCACUUUGGAAGCUCGAGUACUAACACAACGACGACAGAUUCAAAAGCCUCCUCUUUCUAUUCUUAUAACUCUUCUAGUUCCGGCUUUAGAACACCUCCUCCUCAUGCUCAAUUAACUCCCACCAAGAAUUUCAGAAGUUUUUCGGAAAAUCACAAGCAACUAGUUUCAACUUUGUGCAAGUUCAGCAAUAACAACGCCAACAAUGGCAUCAACAAUAAAGCUCAGCAAAACGAUAAUGAUCAAGCUGUGAAGGACUUGUUGUCGUUGUCAUCGUCGACUCAUCUCGAGCAUGAUCAGAAGGAGAACGUAGUCAAGAAUAAUAUUAAGGGAUCAAACGCAUUGUCGUCGUCUAUUAAUCAGAAAGACAAAGUAAGUAACCGACCGGCUCAUGAACAUCAUCGUCAAAAACAGCACGAUCUUAAGAAAUUUCAUCAGUCUGAGAAAAAAAUAGUAGUGUUGGGAAAAUUUGAUGAAGAUGAUGAUAUCGAUGAGGAAGAUGAUGGUGCAGACAGUGACUCCAGCUCUGAUCUUUUUGAGUUGCAAAACUAUGACUUGGGUUGCUAUUCCAGUGGUCUACCAGUUUAUGAAACUACCAACAUGGAUAGCAUCAAGAGAGGGUCAAUAUCAUCAGCACCAAUUUCCAAUAUAUAAUCAUAUAUAUAUAUAGUGAUUAAAAAUUGUUGUAAAAAAAAUAUAUGAUCGAUAUAUGUUAAUUAUCUAUAUAUAUUUAUAUUAUAACUAGCUAGCUUAGCUAGUUUGAUGAUUGUUUAAUUUGUCAUCUUAGUUAUUAAUUCUGUUUAAGAAGCUGGUGAGAGAUCGAGAAGGAAAUUUUUUCUUGAUUUUCGCUUCUUUUUUGUUUUAAAUUUAUUCUGAUCAUCUUUCAUUUGUUUCUUUCUGUGGAGAGUACCUUUAUUUUUUAUGUUUUCACUGUAUAUGCGUGUACAGUUUGGAA
Molecule: messenger RNA, 1712 nt
Organism: Humulus lupulus (European hop)
Lineage: Eukaryota; Viridiplantae; Streptophyta; Magnoliopsida; Rosales; Cannabaceae
Product: protein BIG GRAIN 1-like E
Exons: 1
Coding region: 215-1411 (398 amino acids)
Biological process (GO): auxin-activated signaling pathway
Source: RefSeq, a predicted model, not a curated record